CCCCAGGCUGGAAAGUCAUACUGUGAUUCAAAAAUUGCCCACAUGAAGAGAAAGAUGAGGACAUGGGUCACAGAAGGCAAUGACAUUGUUACAGCAAAAGACAUGAAGUCAGCAAUUGAUGCAACAACAGCCUAUGCCAUCGGAGAUGGAAAAUUCAUUUCAAAUGAUGAAUUGCUAAAAGCUGGGAAUGGACUCCAAAUGUCUCAACAAUCAGGCUGCAAGACACUUGAGGGUUUUACUUUACCCACAGUAUGUGAAGGUAAAAUCAGUCGUCCACAACCUACACCAACAGAUCUUGAUACAGUGUACUGUUGUCCAGAGCCGGGUUGUACCAACACCUUUCCCUGUUAUAGGGAUGCAGAAGAUCACCUUGCUCUUGGCACCCACAACUGUCAACUUGUGAAGGAGUCAACGUAUGACAACAUAAAGCGACAGUGGGCCCGUCUCUGCAAUGAAGUUGUCAUUACCUACAAGGUCCGCACAACCACAGGUAGUUGCACAUCACAAGCAGAUGGAUCAAGGCAAAUGGGGUGGGCCUUGAGAAGUGCACGCAAGGGUGUUAGGUUUAACACUAAGGUGAAGGACUUUCUUCAAGCCAAGUUCAUGGAAGGUGAAAGAAACAAAAGAGUGAUCCUUUGGAGGUGUCAUGCAUCAUGAAAACAUUAAGAGAUGAUGAAGGGAACAAGAUGUUCAGCCAUUCUGAGUGGUUAAGACCCAAUCAAAUAACGUCAUUCUUUUCAAGACUUUCAAACAAGAAAACCAAAAGGAAAACUGAAGGAAUAGAUGAUGAGGAUUUGUUUGUUGUACUUUCGAUGCAAUUGACAAUGAUGUUUUGAUGAAUGAAUUGUCAGAAAGUUAACCAGAUAACUGUCAGGGCUAUUGAAUGUGAUCAAAUCUUAUAUGUUACACAUUAUAUCUUUCCGUGGUAAGGGAGCCUCAGAGUAAGUCUAACAACUCCAUGUCAACCCUCGCUUUCACAAGUAUGACAUUACUGAGUUGAGUGUAGCAGCACUUCUCACGAGUAUUAGCUGCCUCAAGCUAUCUACCUUAUUCGAUUCAAACAUUUAUUCAUUACUUGGCUUUGGCAAUAUAUAUUUCUUUAAGUCAUUUCACAAAAUGAGGUGACAAAGUCCUGUUGUUAAAGAACUAUUACUGGGUGACAAAUGUGCAAAUACAGCGGAGGAUAUUUGUGAA
Molecule: messenger RNA, 1194 nt
Organism: Haliotis rubra (blacklip abalone)
Lineage: Eukaryota; Metazoa; Mollusca; Gastropoda; Lepetellida; Haliotidae
Source: RefSeq, a predicted model, not a curated record